Anoplopoma fimbria (sablefish) is the source of this 3292-nucleotide messenger RNA. RefSeq names its product holocarboxylase synthetase (biotin-(proprionyl-CoA-carboxylase (ATP-hydrolysing)) ligase) (gene hlcs). Gene Ontology annotation, cellular component: cytoplasm. The record is from RefSeq and is a predicted model, not a curated record. Lineage: Eukaryota; Metazoa; Chordata; Actinopteri; Perciformes; Anoplopomatidae. Gene Ontology annotation, biological process: protein modification process. The coding region runs from base 13 to 2775 and encodes 920 amino acids. Gene Ontology annotation, molecular function: biotin--[biotin carboxyl-carrier protein] ligase activity. The transcript has 11 exons.
CGUGUUUCUAAGAUGCUUAUAACGUUGUGCUACGUCUAUCUCUGGGUGCGCUUCCACAAGUGCUACUCGGUGCUGAUACGAAACAGCCUGUCACGACUAAGCAGCGGCAGCGGCAGCUUCAGCUUCGGAGUCUGCUCCUCCAGCUCGGCAGCGGGACCGGCCACAGGGUCGCUGACCGGGGGCCGGCAACCCGGUCCGCCUCCGACCGAGGACAACGUCUUCCUCCAGCUGGGAGACAAGGCCGUCUAUGUCACGGAGCCCCAGGCAUGUGACGACCUCAGCAAAUGGACCGUGCUGUUGGGGUCCUCUCUGGUUUGCAGGCCCCGAAUAGAGAACAUUUCAUUCAUCAUAGAAGCUACGGGACACAGAGUGGGCUACCAUUCUCUUCACACGUCCAAUAAGAAAGUGCUGAAGUGGUCUGACUACUGCCUCCCUCUGGCCCGUAGCCCCGGCCAGCCCUUCAGGGCCGUGGCUCAGGCCAGUGUGGACAACUUCAGUCGGCUGGGGGUGGCUUUUAUCGAAGAUCGCCUUCAGCUGGACAAUGGACUGACACCGUCAAAGAUAAUCCCUGUCCUCCUCCAAGAAUCCACCCUCAGCGAGCUCCUGGAGAAGCAGACACUACCAUGUCUCUGUGAAGCACGAACUGGAGAGGGCAUUGCUGAGCCUUUGCCACGUCACCUAUCGGCCGAUCGCCAUCACCCAUCGUGCCGCAAAGGCAGCCUCCUCCUCACCCCGGAGCUCAAGAGGAGGUUGGAGGAGCGGCGAGGGUCGGAGCCACUUUGCGGCACAAAGGAUCCGGGACCCGUUUGCGACUCUGCGGACCGCUCCUUGGGGAACCAUCAACACAUGGAGGGCCACAGGCACCACCUCCAUCUGUCCAGCUGCCACGAGUGCUUGGAGCUGGAGAACAGCACCAUCCUCUCAGUCAAGUAUGCUUCGGCUGAUAACAUUCCAGACCUUCCCGAUGACAACUCAGCAGGGCCGGACAGUGGAGAUGAGACUCUGGAUGACGUCGAGCACGAUGACAAAGGGUGUUCUGGGCAGAGUGGUGGACUGGACUGUAACAGCAAGCCGCCAAAUGUUCUGCUGUUCACCGGAGGCUGCCAGGAGCGUUUUCAGUUAGUCCGGCAGGUUUUAUCAGAGUGUGUAAACAUGGAAGACAACAUCAUAUAUCCCCUCCAACCACAGCAGGCUCUCAGCGACCCGUGGCUGGACAACGCCAAGCUCCUCGUCCUGGCAGAGGAGGAGCCCCUGACCCCCCAGCUCCAGACCCGUUUUCUCACCUACCUGAGCCAGGGGGGCAGGGUGCUGGGGCUGGCCUCCACCCUGUGCCCGGCGGGCCUCUGCCUGGAGGCCAGGGAGGGGCAACGCGGCCGGGUCGGCAGGCUGAGCUUCACGAGGGAGGACAGCACAGAGCUGGAGCUAAGCGUGUUGUCAAGUGGCAAGGUCUACGUCAGGGAUGCACAGGGAGGAGGGGAGGUGGAGCUUUGGGGGGAGCUAAAAGGGGACGUCCCCCAUCAGAAGGACAUGGUUGUAGUCAGGGUGACCCAUGGAGAGGACGGUGGGGAGGCUGUCCUCUGUCAGGCCCACCUGGAAAUUGCUCCAGACCCCCAGAAUUUGACGACCAAAGGCUUCGAUGAACUGAAAGUCAGCAACACGCUGCGUUAUGAAGUCUUGACGGAGAUCCUCACCUCUCUGGGCCUCAGCUGUGAGCUGAACCAGGCUCCAGCCUCAAGCCCGGUCCACCUGCUGGCCACCUCUCAGGAGGCCAAGACCAGCUUUGUGGAAUGGCUGCAGACACGUGCGGAUCAAAAUGGCCUCCUCACAUUGUCCAAGGCCUCUCUCUCGCUGGUGUCCAGUUCUGAGCUCCAGGACGGUCCCUCGCUGCCCGAGGGCUCCGUGGCCCUGGUCACCGACUCCUCAGAGUCUCAGGGCUGGGCGCAGUUCAGCAUGGAGACCUACAGAAAGAACCUGAAGACCAGCCUACUGGGGCACACCCUGCUGUACGCCGAGGUCGCCUCGUCCACCAUGGACCUGCUACAAGGCUUGACUCUGCACUUACCAAAGGAACUGGGUUUGAUAGCGGUUGCUGCUCGACAGAGCCAGGGCAGAGGUCGGGGUGGGAACGCCUGGCUCAGCCCUCUGGGUUGCGCCAUGUUCACUCUGACGGUGCAGGUGGAGCUGAGCUCCAGGCUGGGACAGAGGAUCCCCUUCCUGCAGCAUCUGGCCGCUCUGGCUGUGGUGGAGGCUGUUCGUACACUUCCUGGAUACCAGGACAUAGACUUGAGGGUGAAGUGGCCCAAUGACAUCUAUUACAGUAACCUGAUGAAGCUCGGUGGAGUACUGGUGACUUCCACAGUGAUAGGAUCGACCUUUCACCUGCUCAUAGGCUGUGGGUUCAACGUGACGAACAGCAACCCGACGGUGUGCAUCAACGACCUGAUCCAGCAGCACAACACGCAGCAUAACAGCAGCCUGCAGCCGCUCCGCUGCGACCAGCUCAUCGCUCGCACGGUCAGCAGCCUGGAGGCCCUCAUCGGCAGCUUCCAGCGGGGGGGCCCAGACACCGUCCUGCCCACCUACUACAAGAGGUGGCUUCACAGCGGGACUCUGGUGCGUCUCUGGAGCGAGGACGGACUGGAGGCCGAGGUGGUGGGCCUGGACCAAAACGGCUUCCUCCAGGUGCACAACAAGGAGCACGGCGUGGUCUCCGUGGAGCCCGACGGCAACUCCUUCGACAUGCUGAAGAACCUGGUGGUCAUCAAGAUGCGUUAGAACCAAAUCCAUCGUCUCUCCCAACACACUGAAGUAUUAUUUAGUCUGAGAGAAAAUUUUAUGUAACUGUAUAAAUGUGUCUGGGUUUUCUAAUGGAUAAAUAUGUUCCUGGUUUACAGCAUUGGUUAGCUUCUUGUGCUAACUAACUUGAACUAGCUGGGGUAAUUUGUUGGAAGACGCACAGUGAUGGUAACUGGGUUUAAAGGCAGCUAGUGACAUCUGUCAGUGAUGGGUCAAUACACACGUCAGGUUGAUUAUGACCUGCUGAUUCGGGACCACCAGUUCAAACUUGUGCUACUUUCUGGGAGCAAUAAAUCAUGUAACCCUCAUCUGAAGAGCCAACUUUAUUUCACUGUCACAUGAGAACAGUGAUCACUGCAGCUUUUCCUGUUGCUUGUUUCCGCAAAAAUAAAGAUUUGCACAGAAAUACGUCUUUUUAACUUACCAGCUUCUAUUGACCUGCCUACAAAAUCCUGAUUAUCCCCCAAAAAGUUCCAAAAGUAACUUGUCUAGAAAA